AUGGCUGACUGCUGUGUUAAAGGCUUUCGGUGGGACGCAACGCCCAAGUGUAGAAAUGACAAAGUUGCCGGAAUCGAUUGCUCCGUCUUGGCGGACUAUUAUGCUGAGGAGGUGGGAGCUACCGUUCUGAUACCUGACUUCUUUGGUGGUGAGAUUCUUGCAGCUGACAUCAUACUGAACGACAUGCGAUGCGCUGAGCUCGAUCUUCCAACAUUCUUGGCGCGAAACAGUAAGGCUGUGAGAGGGCCUGAGAUCAUUAAAACUGCAGAGGUACUCAAAGCUUCGUAUCGCCGGUUCGGAGUCUUCGGCUUCUGCAUCGGAGGAUGGGGAGCGUUUCAUAUUGGAGCCAAAGAUAAACAACUCGCCGACUGCAUCUCGGUGGCACACCCAACGAUGGUCGAGAAGACCGAGAUUGACGGUUUGGCCGUUCCAGUUCAAAUCAUCGCUCCUGAGAUGGACCCGAUGUUCACAGAGGAGCUGAAAGAGUACACUAGGAGAAGGGGGAUGGAAAGAGCCAAGAAUGCAGCGGUCUACUGGUUCCGAGAAUGGCUACUGGAAAAUGAAUAG
This is a messenger RNA of Fusarium redolens, 567 nucleotides long. RefSeq lists its product as uncharacterized. The transcript is spliced from 3 exons. Bases 1 to 567 code for a protein of 188 amino acids. NCBI's taxonomy places the organism in Eukaryota, Fungi, Ascomycota, Sordariomycetes, Hypocreales, Nectriaceae. The record is from RefSeq and is a predicted model, not a curated record. Gene Ontology annotation, molecular function: hydrolase activity.